CUGGAUGAAGCCAGAGCCUUCUAUGUCGAGCUGUACACCUCACAGGGCAUCCAGGGGGACUGUGUGGAAGAGAUCAUGGCCGGCAUAAGCAAUCAAUUGAGCAAAGAGGACAGGGACUUCUGUGAGGGACAGCUUGGUAUCACAGAAGCGCAGGAGGCGAUCGUCCAGCUCAACAAGAACAAGAGCCCGGGUUCAGAUGGCCUGACGGCGGAAUUCUUCCAAUUCUUUACACCCUCUCUUUCGCCCAUGCUGCACAGGCUGUUUGAGACGAUGCGGAAGGAGUAG
Messenger RNA from Menidia menidia (Atlantic silverside), 285 nucleotides. NCBI's taxonomy places the organism in Eukaryota, Metazoa, Chordata, Actinopteri, Atheriniformes, Atherinopsidae. The record is from the annotation of a GenBank genome assembly.